AUGCAAAAGAUGAUGGUGUCUCCCCCAGCAGCUAGUCCCUCUUCAAUAUCCCCGGCCAGCAGCUCCCACCUCGGCAAGCGCCACGAACUUAGCGAGGACGCCCACGACUCCGGCAACGGCAGCCAUGGCUACGGCCACAAUGGCAACCCGUCCUCCUCCUCAUCCGGCUCGCGCCCCAAGAGGGCCCAGGUCUCGCGCGCCUGCGCCCGCUGCAAAAGCCUCCGCCGCGCGUGCAACGAGUACCGCCCUUGCAAGCGCUGCGUCGACGCCGGUCUCGGCGACCAGUGUCUCGGCCUGCCCGGCCCCGUCUCUCUCGCCUGGGUGUCGGACGGCUCCCAGGCUUUCGGCCACGUGCCCCACGAGGCCGUCCAGCGCAUGGCCGAUCUGCUCCCCGCCCGCGUCAUGGACUACUGCGUCGACCGCUUCUUCGCCCGCCUGAACCCCACCAUCCCCAUCCUAACCCCGGAGUACGUCGCCCACCUCAAGGUCGUCGCGGGGCCCUCCGAGCCCGGCAUGGAGGCCCACUGCCUCCUGACCGCCGUCUGUGCCCUUGUCCUGCUCCAGGUUGAGGAGCCCGAGAGCCUGUGGCUGCAGGGCCUGAUCCCGGAGAAGAACGCCCUGCACGGCCGCAUGCUGUUCGAGGAGGCCCUCGCCGCCCAUCGCAACUUUGCCCGCCGCUCGAACCCGAGCUUCGAGCAGUGCCUCUUGACCUUCUUCCUCUACGCCUGCCACUCGGCCCUGUUCCACCACAGCCAGGCCUUCCUGUUCCUGCGGGAGGCCACUACCCUAUUCCUGCUGUUGCGCCUCAACACCGAGGCCUCCCCGAGGGGGCUGGCCGACCGCCUGUUCUGGGUGCUGCUCGUGUCAGAGCGCUCCCACGGCAUCCGCUACCGCCGGCCCGUGACGCUGCAGAUCACCGCCGAGUCGCCCGCUAUGGACAACGACCCGACCUUGUCCGGCUUCUGGAGUCUGGCGGCGCUGUUCAGCCCGCUCGACACGUCCUUCAUCGCGCUGCUGAACCAGGAAAAGGUCGCCACCCCGCCCUCCAACGCCGCGCUGACGUACAUCGAGACGGCCGUCAACUCGGCGCUGCGCUCGACCUCGGACCUCAAGGAUACGCAGAAGGCGAACUUGCGCGUGACCCAGCUGUGGCUGCGCGUCAUCCUGUGGCAGCUGCGCCUGCGCUUCGGCUACCUCGCCGAGGAGUCGGUCCAUCUGAGCAUGACGUACCACUACCCGCUCGAGGUCGCCAAGGAUCUCGUGCUGUCGACACGGGACCUGCCCGUCGACAGCAUCAAGGUCCACGGCGUCGGCCUUACGGAGAAGCUCUUCGACAUCGCCUCGGCCGCCGUCGACGUCCUCGCGCGCGUGCCCAUCACGCCCUCGAGCCCGCACCGCACUGCCGGCUCCGGCGGGCCCGAGGAGGACCUGAACUACAUGCGCCGCCUCAUCACGCGGCUGCCCGGCGGCAACUCUAUUUACGACGACCUCUUGGGCAAGCACAUACAGCAGGCGGUCCCGAGCAUGGCCAUCGGCCAGGGAACACUGAGUCAUCAUCCGACCUGA
Molecule: messenger RNA, 1566 nt
Organism: Colletotrichum higginsianum IMI 349063
Lineage: Eukaryota; Fungi; Ascomycota; Sordariomycetes; Glomerellales; Glomerellaceae
Product: C6 finger domain-containing protein
Exons: 1
Coding region: 1-1566 (521 amino acids)
Biological process (GO): regulation of DNA-templated transcription
Molecular function (GO): DNA-binding transcription factor activity, RNA polymerase II-specific; zinc ion binding
Source: RefSeq, a predicted model, not a curated record